Molecule: messenger RNA, 1799 nt
Organism: Asterias rubens (European starfish)
Lineage: Eukaryota; Metazoa; Echinodermata; Asteroidea; Forcipulatida; Asteriidae
Product: pleckstrin homology domain-containing family A member 1-like
Exons: 13
Coding region: 457-1749 (430 amino acids)
Source: RefSeq, a predicted model, not a curated record
AUGACAAGUUAAUAAUAGGUCAACAUUUUAAUUUGACAUCGGGAUGUUCCAACGUUGCCUCUCGUAAUUUCCACGUUUCUGUAAACGUUUACUGAGAAGUUACUUCUCAAAUUCUGAAAGAGCUCAACAAACAAAACUGACAACAGAGGUCUACCUCCAUGCUGGGACAAGCAAGUUGUUCGGUGAACCGCGACCACAAAAUCGCCACAGUUCAGCAGUCAACUGUCACACAGGCGACAAGGCCUGGGAAAUACGUCCAACUUCCUGGUUCGUUGGAACGUUCAAGCAAAGAGAACAGUCGAGAGGAGUUUUUGGUUGUAGUUUUAGUUUGUAUGGACCUACAUUGCUUCACUGUGGACUCUUGAUGAAUUUUGUUCAUGCACUCGAGACCAGGAUAAUCUUGAGCCAUAUUGUUGUAUAUUUUCCAAUCUUCUGCUGAGACGAAACCCAACUGCCAUGCCGUAUGUAGAUAGACAAGGUCGGACCUGUGGUUUCAUGGAUUUUGAAGAACAGGAUCAGAGUGGCCGGUUCUUCCGUCGUUACUUCAUGAUCGAUCAGGAAAAAGGAAUAUUUGCCUGGUACAUGGAUAACCCAUCUAAUCUGCAAGAAGGAGCAAGUACAUCUGGAGAAAUACAGCUGUCUUUAAUAUCAAAUGCAAGAGACGCCACCAAACAAAGACCGAAGGUAGAAUUCUGUUUUGUGGUGACUAUACCUUCAAGGAACUAUCACUUUCGUGCAGAUAACCAGCAAGACUUAGAAGAGUGGGUUCUUCAUCUUAAUGAGGCAUGCAAAAUUAAGGUACCGGUUCCUACGGCAACGAAGACGAGUCCCCCUCUAACAGUGGACAUCACAAAGGCUAACAGCCUCGGCAGUUUAUCCCCAAAAUCUCCUAAUAAAUCGCUACUGAGCUACAAGACGGAAAUCGUUGGUGGAGUGGUACACAGAAAGGCGGUAGAGAACAGUGAUAAAAGGCAGAGUCACCAGCCGGCUUGUACGUCGUCGCACCUCAAGUCUCAUCUUGAGUACACACCUAAUGCACACAGUGACACGGACAGUGAGGACGAGAGUGCGGUGCUCAGAACCAGGUCGUGGCCUCGUUCUCCUUCCCCGUCGAGUGGGGGCGAACGAAAUCUCAGCCCGGUCUUUCCCGGGAAGAAGGUUGUCAAAUCUGGAUGGUGUGUCAAGCAAGGGGGUGUGAGGAAAAACUGGAAGAGAAGGUAUUUCAUUCUGGAUGAUGUGGGGAUAGCUUACUACAAGUCCUCUUCCGAUAAACUUCCUCUGAAGACGAUAACUAAGAAGGAUAUAACGGUGUGCAAGAUGUCAGACAUAGGUGACACGCUCGGGAGAGACAAUUUAUUUGAAAUCAUCAGCCCUUCAAGAACCUUCUUUAUACAGGCCUACUCGCCAGAGGACAUGGCGGAAUGGAUUAAUGCUAUAAACGAUGUCCGAGCCCCUAAACGUGCUAGUGCUCCCCAAGUCAGUCAAAAGAAGUCAACAAAGAUUGAAAGUACAUGUAAACCAUUUUGCAUCAGAGCCAAAUUACUUAAGACUCCUGUGGAAACGGAACAAACUGUCAAAUGGGAGAAACAGCAUGGCAUCAAGAUCAACAUCGAGCAGCCGCCAGAGGAUGCGAUAGACUUUGAGAAUAACCCAGUAAAACCUGGAGGGAACGAACCAGGAACUGAGGAAGAUCAAGAACAGAUGAACAUUAUAAUGGAGUUUAUCGAAGGCAGAGAGACUAACAUUUAAGGCUCUGAACACUAGGCGGCAGCAGACUCACCAUUAGGUUAUUCCGAAAA